AUGGCAUCACCUCUGACCUGGCUAUGCAUUAUUCUAUGGCUGGAAAAUGCCAUGGGGAAACUUGAAGAUGAGGGCACCUUGUACUCAGAAAAUAUCAGUCGGAUCCUGGACAGCUUGCUUGAAGGCUAUGACAAUCGUCUGCGGCCAGGAUUUGGAGGUGCUGUCACUGAAGUCAAAACAGACAUUUAUGUAACCAGUUUUGGGCCCGUGUCAGAUGUGGAGAUGGAGUAUACAAUGGAUGUUUUCUUCCGCCAGACUUGGACUGAUGAGAGAUUGAAGUUUGGGGGACCAACUGAGAUUCUGAGUUUGAAUAAUUUGAUGGUCAGUAAAAUCUGGACACCUGACACUUUUUUCAGGAAUGGCAAAAAGUCAAUUGCUCACAACAUGACAACCCCUAAUAAACUUUUCAGAAUAAUGCAGAAUGGAACCAUUCUAUACACCAUGAGGCUUACCAUCAAUGCUGACUGUCCCAUGAGGCUGGUUAACUUUCCUAUGGAUGGGCAUGCUUGUCCACUCAAGUUUGGGAGUUAUGCUUACCCCAAAAGUGAAAUAAUAUAUACAUGGAAAAAAGGGCCACUUUACUCAGUAGAAGUCCCAGAAGAAUCCUCAAGCCUCCUACAGUAUGAUCUGAUUGGACAAACAGUAUCUAGUGAAACAAUUAAAUCUAACACAGGUGAAUACGUAAUAAUGACAGUUUAUUUCCAUUUGCAAAGGAAGAUGGGAUACUUCAUGAUACAGAUAUACACUCCUUGUAUUAUGACAGUCAUUCUUUCUCAGGUGUCUUUCUGGAUUAAUAAGGAGUCCGUCCCAGCAAGAACUGUCUUUGGGAUCACCACUGUUUUAACUAUGACCACUCUAAGCAUCAGCGCCCGACAUUCCUUGCCAAAAGUGUCAUAUGCAACAGCCAUGGAUUGGUUCAUAGCUGUUUGCUUUGCUUUCGUGUUCUCUGCUCUUAUUGAGUUCGCAGCUGUCAACUACUUCACCAAUGUUCAGACACAGAAGGCCAAAAGGAAAGCACAAAUUUCAGCCUCACCCCCUGUGACAAUAUCAAAAGCAGCUGAACCUUUGGAAGCUGAGAUUGUUGUGCAUUCUGAUUCUAAGUACCACCUGAAGAAAAGAAUCACCUCUCUGACCUUGCCAAUCGUUCCAUCUCCUGAGUCCAGCAAAGUCCUCGCAAGAACACCCAUCUUACCAUCUACACCUGUUACACCUCCACCACUCUCACCAACCUUUGGAGGCACCAGUAAAAUAGACCAGUAUUCUCGAAUUCUUUUCCCAGUUGCAUUUGCAGGAUUCAACCUUGUAUACUGGGUAGUUUAUCUUUCCAAGGACACGAUGGAAGUUAGUAACAGUGUUGAAUAG
Molecule: messenger RNA, 1362 nt
Organism: Lepus europaeus (European hare)
Lineage: Eukaryota; Metazoa; Chordata; Mammalia; Lagomorpha; Leporidae
Gene: GABRA6
Product: gamma-aminobutyric acid type A receptor subunit alpha6
Exons: 9
Coding region: 1-1362 (453 amino acids)
Biological process (GO): monoatomic ion transmembrane transport; gamma-aminobutyric acid signaling pathway; signal transduction
Cellular component (GO): postsynapse; synapse; dendrite membrane
Molecular function (GO): GABA-A receptor activity; benzodiazepine receptor activity; transmitter-gated monoatomic ion channel activity involved in regulation of postsynaptic membrane potential
Source: RefSeq, a predicted model, not a curated record